Labeo rohita (rohu) is the source of this 3863-nucleotide messenger RNA. It is a transcript of the gene hap1, whose product is annotated as huntingtin associated protein 1. The record is from RefSeq and is a predicted model, not a curated record. Gene Ontology annotation, biological process: anterograde axonal transport of mitochondrion; neurogenesis; neurotrophin TRK receptor signaling pathway. Gene Ontology annotation, cellular component: dendrite. Gene Ontology annotation, molecular function: signaling receptor binding. NCBI's taxonomy places the organism in Eukaryota, Metazoa, Chordata, Actinopteri, Cypriniformes, Cyprinidae.
AGCAGCCAGGUGAGUCUGGGCUGCCAUCAGGCAUGAGCUGCAGUGACACACACUCUCAGAAGAUUCAAUAACAACGUCAGCAUGCGCAGUCUGGGAGCUUACAGGUGCAUUAGUGAGCAGAAAGCCUAGGGGACGGCAGUGCUGACUGGCAGCAGACAGACGGGCUGUGUCAUAAAUAAGCCUGGCACAGUGGAGAGAGAGAGAGAGAGACUCGAGACAGACCGCAUUGCAGGGCAGACAGACAUAGCAAAGCAUGAGUGCAGAAAUGGAGGAAUGGAGCAGUUCAGGAAUGGAUGAGAGCGAGAGAGACAGCAGCACCAGUCACGAUGAAAAUGAUGAAGAACCAGAGGACGAAGAGGAACCCGACACUGAGGGACUGUGCAGGGAGCUGGUGCAAGUGCUGUGUUCAGAGAGAGUUGGUCAAAUCACAAAGACGUAUCAUGACAUUGAGGCAGUCACACAUUUGCUUGAGGAGAAAGAGCGGGAUCUGGAAUUGGCAGCCCGGAUUGGCCAAUCACUGCUCAAGCAGAAUAAAGCCCUGACUGAACGCAACAAACUACUGGAUGAACAUCUGGAAAUUGCUAAGGAAGAGAUUGCCCAGCUGCGUCAUGAGCUCUCCAUGAGAGACGAUCUCCUGCACUUUUAUGCCAGCACUGAAGAUAUAGAGCAUGCAUCAGAAACACUGCUUAUACGGAAUGAUUCGUCCUCAUCUCUCAGCAACUACGUCAAUUACGACUUCCUGCAACAGAAACUCAAGGGUUUAGAAGAGGAAAACUUCAAACUGCGCACAGAGGCUAAUGAGUUAACAUUUGAGACCAGUAAUUAUGAGGAACAAGAGCAGCAGCUUAUGAUGGUGUGUGUGGAUGAACUCACGACAGCGAAUAAGCAGGUCGUAUCUCUAUCAGAGGAAUUGGCCCGGAAGGUGGAAGACUCGCUAAGACAACAAGAGGAGAUUAGCACCCUCCUGGGGCAGAUUGUUGACCUGGAACAGCGCUGCAAAGGGCUCACCACUGAGAACGAGGAAUUGACGCAACAUCUAAAUGCGUCCCGGGAAUCCCAGUCCCAGCUUAAAACAGAGUUGAAGGAACUGCAGGAGAGGUACUCAGAAUGUGAGGACAUGCUCCAUGAAGCCAGAGAGGACAUUAAAAACCUGCGCAAUAAGAGUCUGCCCAACAGCACCGUGCAGCGUUAUAGCACCCUGGCAUCGGUCGUCCCAAUGGAUUCACUCGCUGCUGAGAUUGAAGGAACCUUCCGGAAAGGCCUAGACAGCCCAGCGCCCACUGAAUACAAGAAUCAUCCGUUGCGGGUGUUUGAGACCGUGAAGGUGGCCAAUCAGGUGGCUCGGCUACGUUCUCAGAUUCAGUCUCCGCAGGUUCUGGGUUCAAGCCCUGCAUCGUUACGCUCUAGUCGGAUUAGUACACCACGGACCAGUUGUUAUGAAUCGGACAAUAUUAGUGUCAACAUGGAGGAUAAGCACUCCCCACCGACGCACACACAGGAUCACGGGUUUCUGGAGUCGAAGCGUUUGGGCCAGCCUGGUACGCCAGGUGGGCAGGAUCUAGAGGAAGCGCUACGGUCUCUCUCAGAGCGUCAGGAGAGCCACACAUCAGAGCGGCCGUUCUUCGAUGUGGAGAGAGAAAGGAAACUGCGUGCCCUGCAGAGUGGAAGCAGCGGCAGUGCUGACGGCUCCAGUGGCUUCCUGACGCCCAAUGGCAGCGUUGCAUCCACAGGGACUAACUACUCUGGCACCUCCACGCAUUCCUCAGGCACAGGCUCCUCCCGCUCAUACCUGCCUGAACGGCUGCAGAUAGUCAAGCCACUGGAGGGCUCAGUGACUCUGCACCAGUGGCAGCAGCUUGCCAAGCCCAAUCUUGGAGGCAUCCUGCACCCACGGCCAGGUGUCCUCACCAAAGACUUCAGAGAGCUGGAUGUGGAUUUUCAGCAUGUCUACAGCCUCAAUGACCUCGAGGAGGACGAGCCUGAUCUGUCCAAAUUCCCCAACCUCCUAAACGGCACUGUGGUCUCUUCAUCCGGACCUACCAUCCCUCAGACCUCACCCUCACCCCUGACCACUAGCGGUCAGAACCUUCAUCCCUCAGCCCUCCUGUCCUCCUUUUCCACCAGCCUUCGUCCCCGCAGUGCAUCCGCUUGUGGGAGCUGUGAGCACGUGAGGACGUCAUCAGGCCUCCAGUGCGUCUCUGGGUCCACAUCGCACCUCCACCCGACCUCCUCCCUCAGUCUGCUACAACUUGUAUCAGAGCGUGGCAUCUCAGCUACAGUUCAUCCCAACUCCCUUUUCAUUCACAGAGCCACCGCAUCCUCAGAGGAAAGACAACGGCACUCUGCUGGAAAUGAAAAGGAACAGCAGGGAAACAUUUUCAGCGUCAAUCUUGUGGAAAAACUCAGAAGCCUGGGCUUGUACAAAGUGGUGGCCAGAGGCUUUGUGGAUUCAAAAAGAAAAACCAGCAACCCGUGAAUCACAAAAAGCCGCUCACCAUUAAAGGUGCCAUUUUGUGCAUCACUGUCAUCGUGGCAUGCAGCUAAACUUUUCCCAUUUCUAAUGGGACAUUCCGAAAGCCAUAUCAAGUUUGCGUUUCUGUAGUCACUUCUUAUUGACACUGGGAAUUUUACGCAUGGACUGCACCUCAAAAGAUUUCAUUAUGAAGUCAUCUGUUUUUUCUAUCAUUGUAUUUGUAGGGUGUUUCAAACAGAAGGGAAUCGCUGUACAUUUGUGGACUUUUUAACAUGUCCUCUUUUGUUGAGACUUUGUCUUGUCACUAUCAGUCUUGAAAUCACUCUUUUAUUGUUAUGAAAUUAUUCUUGUGUAGCAGCACUACAGAAAAAUGCGCUACGUGGCCUCAGUUUUUGCUUGAUGCCGACCAAGCAUCGGUGUCAGUAGUGCGUUUUGCUUCCUGAGGAAUACAUUUGUUCAUAAUAGCACUUUUCAGGGCAUUCAGAUCCCUUUUCCUAGGGAAUGCAGGGUACAUUAUGUGAGGUUAUGUACUGUACCUGCAGUCUAAACACUGUAAAAUGAGAAGCUGUAUUUAUGAUGACUGUUGGUGGACAAUUUAGGAAACAUUAUACAGUCAAAGUGAUCUUGUGCUUUAUUUUCACUGUGCUUUAAUGCAAGAACACCUCAUGUGAUGGUACACCAUGCACACACACAUGCAUGUCAUGCAACUUUAACGUCACAGACACGUUUUCACUGUAAUGUUUUUUAAUGUAUAUAAUUUUUAAGUUUUGCCAGAAUCAGGGAUGCAGUAAUAAAGUUGAUGCAGGUGUUGCUGCAGUUAAGAGCUUCAGAGCCGUAAAUAGUAAAUACACUCUAAUGUAGAGUCAUGUAGGGCUGAAUUUGUAUCACAGGAUUAUUCACUGAACACAGCUUUUGUUUUCUUCUCCUCUCCACCAGCAUCUUCCAUCGUGUCCACUUUGUGUUUGUCAACCAAGUGAAGAGAAAUAUAGUAAUAUAUCUAUAUAUGUAGAAAGCCUUGUAUGCAUUUGAAAUUUUCAAAGGGGCAUGAUGAAGUGUAGUAUUUACUGAUCUAAAGUCUCAGACAAAGUGGUUAUUUAAAAAGUAAUAUAUUUAAAUAAAAAUGUCUACCUGAAAUACCACUCUGUGUAAAACACGAUGCCUGGUCACCAGUUUUGUAGAAUAUGUAAAGAGUUGUUUAAAAAAAAAGUAAAAAAUGAUAUAAAGAAUGGUAAUUUACACAAGGAUGAGAUGUUAAAAGUUGAGAAACUGUAUUUUUACAUUAGAACAAUGUUUAGACUCACAAUGAAUAAAAAGCCCCUGAGUUCACCAAGUAACUGUUUCAGGCACUGAUAUUGUGUUAUAGGCAAUAAAGAUUUCAGUGUAUUUUCGA